This is a messenger RNA of Anastrepha obliqua, 2048 nucleotides long. It is a transcript of the gene FucTB, whose product is annotated as alpha-(1,3)-fucosyltransferase B. The transcript is spliced from 5 exons. Gene Ontology annotation, molecular function: alpha-(1->3)-fucosyltransferase activity. Bases 528 to 1871 code for a protein of 447 amino acids. Gene Ontology annotation, cellular component: membrane. Lineage: Eukaryota; Metazoa; Arthropoda; Insecta; Diptera; Tephritidae. The record is from RefSeq and is a predicted model, not a curated record.
UCGCAGAGAGAGAAACAAAAAUGUUGUUUUUAUUCCGAUUUUUUCGCCAGAGCAAUUAUUCUAACUCAUAUUAAACAAUUUUUGGGUUCAAAGCGCGCUAAAAAAUAUGUAGUGGAUUUCCAAAAUUAAGCAAGGAAUAAUCAAAUAGCGUAUUAAGUGACAGAGUUUUGCUGCUGGUAGUUGACCGCAAAUUAGUUAAGAAAAAAAAAACAAAAAAAAUUAACUCACGCCUAAUUAAGUCCCGGCACUUUUGUGUUUAUUGAAUGUAUGUUUCGUGUAUGUACAUGCAAAUUUGCGUUAUUGAAUAAUGAAAGCAGAGCCAUUGGCACCGGAUAUUCUCUGGCUUAGCGCGAUAAGCCUUGUAGUAAACGGGCCUUUCUCAUAUCCCAGUAUUUAUUAUAUAUUUGACUCAUAAAUGGGGAAUGCAGGCACAGUGGCAGUCGGGUAUGACUCCAAAGAAAAAUAUUUUUUUGUAUCUUUGCCAAAAUUUGUCAAAAGUAAACAAAUAAGUGUCAGUAGCUUCUAAAAUGAGCUUUUGGAGACCCUUUAGAGGCCGAAAUGCCCCUCUUACAUUUGGGAAACGGGCGCUUCUUCUACUGGCGCUGCUGGGAGUCGUAGUAAUUAUUUGGCUUUUAAAUGCAUCUUCACAUCACAUCUUGGCGCGCAAGCGAUAUUCACUAAACGAUGACAGCUCGCCAUGUUUAGUACUUUGGUGGACGGACAAUGGCUUGGGACAAUUUGAUCCACAACCAAAUUUUUGUGGCUAUAAUAACUGUUUUACAACUGGUGAUCGAAGAUUCCUAUCAAAAGCGAAGGCGAUACUUUUUUAUGCCAGCAGUCUGCAGUGGAAUGACUUACCAUUGCCACGUAAACCAGAUCAGAUCUGGGCGUUAUUGCACGAAGAAUCACCACGCAAUGUGCCCGUAUUUAUGUAUGAAGAGAUUUUACAUUAUUUUAAUUACACAUCGACAUUUAGUCGCUACAGCGAUUUUCCGUUAACAACAAAUGGCCUACCAAAUAUAUCGGGCAUUAUCGACCCCAUGUAUGUGGUGCCGGUCGGGCGUAAAAAUGUGGCGCGUGCUAAUCUAGCGCCGAUUGUCUUUCUACAGUCAGACUGCUUCACAAUGUCGGCAAGAACAAAUUAUGUUGAGGAAUUGAUGAAGUAUAUUCGCAUAGACUCUUACGGGAAGUGCUUGACAAAUCGGAAAAUACCCGAAAGUUUACAAACGAAUAUUCUGAACAAUUUGUAUUCGGAGAAUAUAACUCGUUUCAUCAGUCAGUAUAAAUUCAUGAUCAGUAUUGAAAAUGGCAUCUGUGAAGACUAUAUAACCGAAAAGUAUUGGCGACCUCUGAUAGCUGGUGUUGUACCGAUUUACUUUGGAUCGCCAACGAUACGGGACUGGGAGCCACAUAAUCGCUCUGCAAUUUAUAUUUAUGACUACAAAAGCCCAAAAGAAUUAGCCAAAUAUAUAACAGAACUGGAUCGCAAUGACACUGAAUAUGUAAAAUAUUUGCAUCACAAAUACAAUCAAAUCCAACCAGUGACCAAUGAACGUUUAAUAGACGAAAUCUAUUUACGUCCUGAUAUGGAAAAUAUAUUUUCAAAUUUUGCUUGCCAAGUACUGCAGGCAAUAUGGGCACAAAGUCCAAAAUCGAAAAUGGCCAAUCGAAUGCACUAUAACUGUCCGCUACCAAUACCCCAUCCGACGAUGGAAAGCGAACCGGCUGAAAUCAGCUCAUGGAAGCAACUUUUAUCAAAAGCCUCUUGCUUGUCGAAAGCCUUAGACGAGUUGCUGCAAAUAAAUCGUAAUUUCACGCAAAAGGAGUUGGAUGAUUUGACCAAUUACAAAGCGUCAAAUGAGCUGUGCUGAUGCGGAUUUAGUAGCUUGCAGAAGGGUGAGCGACUCUCAUUGCUUCGUUGUUGUAGGCACAAUUUUAAAAGCCAAUGCCAAAUCUAUGUAUUUUAUGUAUGUAAAUAUUCUUCAGAAACUGUAUUGAUUUAAUUUUUACAAAUUACAGUAAUAUUUAGUUUCGAGUGACAAAUGUAU